GCCGCAGCGCAAUGCAUUAUGGGACAGUGUGUAAAGAUGGCGGCACCUUGGCACCCUCUGUGACCAUGUUAAAUUGUCAAUAAGUGGACAUUUCCGAUGUCACUUUGACGUGUAAUUAUUGAAACUAAAUAUUCAUCUGUUUUUUGACUACUAAGAGGCAGAAAGAGAUGUUUGGGAGUUUUCUGCGAGCUGGAGCCUCCUUGUGUCGGUCUACAGGAGUUUUCGUGGACUCAGCAAGGACCUUCACCACCGGUACAAGCUGCCUCAUAAGGAUGCACGCCAUCCCUAAGCCUAAAGUGGUGGACAGAUGGAAUGAGAAAAGGAGCAUGUUUGGAGUGUAUGACAAUAUAGGAAUCCUAGGGGAUUUUAAAGCCCACCCCAAAGACCUCUACAUCGGUCCCUGCUGGCUGAAGGCGUUCAAAGGCAACGAGCUGCAGCGCCUCAUUAGGAAGAAGAAGAUGGUGGGAGACAGGAUGAUGACUCUGGAUAGACACAACUUGGAAAAGAGGAUCAAAUUCCUAUACAGACGUUUCAACCGUACUGGAAAACAUCGCUAAGAUGCCACAAACCAAUCCGACCAGUUUGUCUUUGUUUUUUUACUUUAAAUAUGCAUUUAAGUAAAACUGGUGUUGACAAGGAGA
Messenger RNA from Entelurus aequoreus (snake pipefish), 641 nucleotides. RefSeq names its product mitochondrial ribosomal protein L51 (gene mrpl51). Gene Ontology annotation, molecular function: structural constituent of ribosome. The coding region runs from base 168 to 557 and encodes 129 amino acids. Gene Ontology annotation, biological process: translation. The transcript has 4 exons. Lineage: Eukaryota; Metazoa; Chordata; Actinopteri; Syngnathiformes; Syngnathidae. The record is from RefSeq and is a predicted model, not a curated record. Gene Ontology annotation, cellular component: mitochondrial large ribosomal subunit.